AUGCAGCUCUCCACCCUGCUCUUCCUGUUGCUUCUGAGCGUCUAUGCUUUCUGUUGGCCCUAUGUCGAGUCACUGGCUGGGUACAAUCUCAACGAGAACAUAUCAGCUGAAGCCCCAACCGAAUAUUGGGGAGCAUGGCCAGACCAUAAAUACCAUCCUUCACCGGAAAACUGGCGGUUCCCUGUCUAUACAAUAUUUCUGGACCGAAUCUCCAAUGGUGACCCUACGAAUGAUGAUAUAAACGGUACCACUUUUGAGCAUGUGGUGGGAUCUAAUCAGAUGCGUCACGGUGGGGACCUCGAAGGUCUCAUAGAUACACUAGACUACAUCCACGGAAUGGGAUUCAAAGCCAUUUAUUUCGCAGGCACGUAUCUAAUUAAUCUACCUUGGGCCUACGAUGGCUACUCCCCAGCUGAUACCACUCUUCUCGACAUGCAUUACGGCACGUUAGAGGAUUGGAGGCGAACUAUCACAGAAAUCCACAAGCGGGAUAUGUAUGUACUGGUGGACAAUACACUGUCGACGCUCAGCAACCUCAUUGGAUUCAAAGGCCACCUGAAUGAUUCCGCAGACUUCAAACCAACCGAAUAUAACGCCCAAUGGGUCAGUCAGAGACAAUAUGCCGAUUUCCAAUUUAGGAACGAAUGGAAUGAAACAUGCCACUAUCCCAAAUUCUGGUACGAGACGGGGUAUCCUUUGACAACCGGUGGAAUUGAAGAUUUGAAAGGCUGCUACAAUAGUGACUUUGAUCAAUACGGAGAGCUCGAGGCGUUUGGGAAUUUUCCCGACUGGCAGCGUCAGCUCACAAAGUUUGCCUCAGUCCAGGAUCGCCUACGUGAAUGGCACAAGCCUGUCCGCGACGUUAUCACACGGCAUUCCUGCCUUCAAAUCGCAAGCCUAGACAUCGACGGAUUCCGCCUGGAUAAGGCAGUACAAGCAACUCUCGAACCUCUGAGUGAAAUGACCGCUAUAUAUCGUGAGUGCGCGAAGAAAUUCGGCAAAAAUAAUUUCUUCCUUCCCGGAGAGAUAACCUCUGGAGACACAUUUGGCAGCCUCUACCUUGGUCGCGGUCGGCAGCCAAAUAUGCGCCCAGACUCCACGAGUGCUGGUGUUCGACUGACAAAUACUUCGGAUGGAGUUUUCAUGAGAGAGAAUGGUCUGCAAGCACUUGAUGCCUCGGCAUUUCACUAUACAAUCUAUCGUUCAAUGACACGCUUCCUGGGAAUGGACGGUAAUCUUGUUGCGGGAUUUGACCUGCCUACCGAUUUCAUUGAAGCCUGGAAUGCGAUGCUUGUAACAAAUGAUUUUAUCAAUGCAUUCACAGGGGAGCUUGAUCCCCGGCAUAUGUAUGGCGUCUCCAACCAAGAUAAUUUCCGUUGGCCAUCAAUCAAGAAUGGCACGGAAAAGUAUCUUCUAGGCCUCAACAUUGUCACAUUGGUGCUUCCGGGAAUCCCUCUCAUCUUAUGGGGCGAAGAGCAGGCAAUGUAUGUGUUCGAUGCCACUGCAUCGAACUAUCUGUACGGCCGGCAGCCCUUGUCAUCUCAAACCGCAUGGUGGACAAAUGGAUGUUUCAACUUGAAUACAACAAAAUUCUACGAUUUUCCUAUCGAAAAAGGACGCGUUGGCUGCAACGACAUUACCGUCACAUACGAUCAACGAAAUCCCGCCCAUCCUGUUCGUAACAUAAUGAAGCGAAUGUUUGAGAUUCGGAACCAUUACCCGGUUGCAAACGACGGUUUCUAUCUUGAAACUAUCUCACAACUCACAGAAGAUAUCUUCCUUCCUGGCUCGUCCACCACCCCCACUGUCACUGGCCUAUGGUCAGUCUUGCGAAGUUACUUCCCCGGUGUCCAAACAGAUACAAUCUUGGGUAACCAAACUCUAUGGCUCGUGUACCAAAAUGGAAACUCGACGAAAUCUUUUGGUGGCAGCUGCAAGAACAAAACUGGUGCUUUGUUGUCUCCAUUUGAUGCAGGGACCAAGUUGAAGAAUCUCUUCUCUCCUUAUGAUGAGCUCACUCUGGAAGAUGGUCCCGACAACAGUAACUAUGGAUGCGUCCGCCAAAUGAAGUUGCUUCCAUGGGAAUACCGAGCUUACGUACAGAAGGAGAAUUUCAUAGAGCCUGGACCUAGCGUCACUGAGUUCUAUCCCGGCCAUGAUGCUCGGUUGUUAUCGUCAAAAGACGCGGCUGAUACCAUCCCCGUCCAGCUUGGAUAUUCCAAAGCAAUGAAUUGCGACAGCAUUACUAAUGCCAUUCUCCUAAAUUCCACGACGGAAAAAGGCAUUGUCUCCUCUCUUGAUACGUCCAGCGUGAAGUGCGCCAACGUAACUACAAGGACGACCGGGAACAAUUUGAUCGGAGAGAUCCCGACCACUUGGAUAUGGACUGCAAACCUAAGCAACGUCUAUCACGGAAUCCAUAAACUGACCGUCACGAACGUCUCCACAUCUGGAAUGUACACCAAUUCGACCGAUAGCUUUCUGCUCCGCGUUGGCGCUCAAGACAAUCCUCUAGUGUCCCCGAUGUCCAAUUACUCUACCGGCCUAGUCCACAAAUCUGACGGCAAAUUUUACGUCCAGCACAAAGCCGCUGGAGCUGACGGCUUCCGAUAUUCAUCUGAUUUCGGGAGCACCUGGUCCGAAUGGAUGCUGUAUUCGGGCGGCAACACGACUGUUACCACCCCCACUUUCGCCGGAACAGACAAACAGACUUGGACGGGAACGCACAUCCGUGUCCAAUAUUUUUCAAGGCUCACUGGAAGCAGUGAUUACAUCCAAGAAGGAGAUUACGACUGGGAAGGAAAUGCAAGUCGAAGGUUCCCUCAUUUGUGGUUCAACGGUCCGUUUAAUCAGUAUGGUUACGACGCGGGACUGGACAACAAACUGCAAUUUGACUCCAAAACUUCGCGCUGGAAUUUCGACUUCGUCCAUGAUUGGCCAGCUGUGGGACAAAUAAACGUCUGGGGUGUAGGUCCCAAGGGUAUUCCCGACAACACCGAGGUCUACGGUGACGUGGGAAACUCCUCCACAAUCCUAGAGCUACCUCCAUCUUACCUCGCGUCCAACGUGAUCAACAUGACCAACUCGCCUCCAUUCCCAUACCUUGGCUACAGAAUCUCUCUCAAUGAUGGUAACCUGAGAUACGAGCUCAUUCCCAUCGGAUCUGGAUGGUCGCAGCUCGCACUCUACAUCCUUCUCUGGCUUACUCCGAUUCUAAUGGGCCUGGCUGGUGUUUUUAUCUUUAUUCAAACCUUCUAUCAAGUGAAGCUCAACAAAGACGGAAAUUUUGUCAAGGCCAAGAAACUGCCGGUUCUGCUUUGGCAUACAGUCAAGGACAAGCUUUCUCGGAAGGUUGAUGCGGUGAAACUGGUUUCAGAAAAGGUUGCACCAACAGAUAUUGCUGUGGCUGAAGCUAGCGGCCACCGACGCACAUUUCUGAUUGCUACCAUGGAGUAUGACAUCCAGGACUGGGAUAUUAAAGUCAAGAUUGGUGGCCUAGGUGUCAUGGCUCAGCUUAUGUCCUCAAACCUAAAACAUCAAAAUCUCAUCUGGGUAGUGCCAUGCGUCGGUGAUAUCGAUUACCCUGUUGACACGCCUGGUGAGCCCUUUAGGGUGACGAUUCUGGACAAGCGCUACUUGGUAAAAGUGCAAUACCACACCGUCGAAAACAUUACCUAUGUCCUGCUCGAUGCUCCGGUUUUCCGACAACAGACUAAAGCGGAGCCAUAUCCAGCCCGAAUGGAUGACCUUGAAAGCGCAAUCUACUACUCAGCUUGGAAUCAGUGCAUUGCGGGGACAAUGAAACGUGCCCCCGCUAUUGAUGUGUACCACAUGAAUGAUUUCCAUGGGUGCGUAGCACCUCUGUAUCUGCUACCGACGCGAACUAUCCCAGUUUGCCUGUCUUUACACAAUGCAGAAUUCCAAGGUCUUUGGCCACUGAGAACUCAGAAAGAGAAAAAGGAAGUAUGUGCUGUUUUCAAUCUUCCACUCGAAAUAGCGACAAAUUACUGCCAAUUUGGAAACGUUUUCAAUCUGCUCCACGCCGGCGCUAGCUAUGUGGGAUCCCAUCAGCGCGGCUUCGGUAUAGUGGGUGUAUCUCAAAAGUAUGGAAAGCGCUCUUGGGCCCGGUAUCCAAUAUUCUGGAAUCUCAACAGCAUCGGCAGUCUUCCUAAUCCAGAUCCCUCGGACACUGCCGCCCUAGAGGAAGAUCCAACCGUGCAAGUUCCGAUUCAAUCGGACUCCGACUUUAUCCGUGAUAAGCGUCAGGCACAGAACUGGGCUGGUCUGAACGAGCAGCCUAAUGCCGACUUGCUAGUUUUUGUUGGACGAUGGUCAAAGCAGAAAGGGAUAGACCUGAUUGCGGAUGUAGUACCCGGGAUUUUGUCAGCCAAUCCUUUGGUACAAGUCAUCUGUAUUGGUCCCAUGGUUGAUCUUUAUGGCAAAUUGGCUGCUAUCAAGAUGGAGCGCAUCAUGGAACUAUACCCAGGCCGUGUUUUCUCGAGGCCAGAGUUCACGAUCCUCCCUCCCUAUGUGUUUUCCGGUGCCGAUUUUGCCUUGAUCCCUUCUCGCGAUGAGCCAUUUGGUUUGGUUGCCGUUGAAUUUGGUCGGAAGGGUGCUCUUGGGAUCGGUUCCCUCAUCGGAGGCCUUGGACUUAUGCCUGGCUGGUGGUAUACUGUGGAGUCAGAUUCAACUCGCCAUCUCUUGCAACAGCUGAAGGCUGCCAUCGAGUCUGCCUUGGCAUCAUCCCCAGAGGUCCGGCAGGAGAUGCGUGCAAAUUCCGCCAAGCAAAGGUUCCCCGUCCUUGAGUGGGUGGAAAAGCUGGAAAAGUUGCAGCGAACAGCAAUCCACAUCCAUCACGCCGAAAAUAAAAACAAGAUUUCUGUCUCAGUGCAAGAGUCUCAGACCAAUUCCAAUGUGGACAAUCUUCAGUUCUCGACCACACCCCGCGCAGUAUCCGACCAACCUAUCGCAGGGGCUUUGGAUACGCCACCAGAAGACUCACAUCCUCCUCUGUUAGAGGUGCCAAUAGCCAACCUCGAAAUGGCGGAUCAUUCUGGCCGUGAUAAGAAUAACAUUCUGGGUCGUAUAAUGUCAUUCGGUCGACGAUUUAGGCCUGAACAGGGCAAAAGCCAUCUUGCCAAGAAUUCUCUGCGAGAGAGUCAGAUGUUUGAACAUCCCGUCGAUUCUCAUAUCGAUGUGGAUGGCACAACCGCGCCACCGGAAAGCUUUAUCUCUUCCGAGGAAGCGAUAGCGGCAGUGAAUCAGGCUCUCAGCUCCCAGGAUAGGGGCACAUUCCCAGGCGAUGACAGGGGUCAGUCUGGCGUUGGCUUCAGCUCAUCAACCCCAAACUCGUCGUGCUUUGUCUCUGGCGACCCUUCUCCGGCGAGAACACCAUCUGAACCUGCUGAUGAUCCUAAUCAUGGUAAAGUUGAGCCCAACAUCCACGUUAAAAAUAUAUCAGUUUUAUCUCUACCCUCCAUCUUUGAGGAUCACGACCAACCCAUCUUCAAUUUGCAAAAGAUCGACCCGACUUUUACUGACAGCAUGGGCUACUUCACACGACACUUUGAAAAGUCGCUCACCAAUCUCAACAAGAAGAACUCGAUAACACAUCAUUGUAUCGAAGCCUACCUGAUGAAAAGUGAAAGAAAGUUCUUCAAUAUGUACACCGACGCGCAAUUGAGGAAGCAGCCCAAAGAGGGUCAGGGCGCACCGAAUGAAGUCGGCUUGAAUAAUGUUGCCAACGAUAGAUUGGAUAACCAAGCCACUACUCUGUCAGACUCAAAUAGGUCUCAUGACAUCGAUCAAUGGCUCUCACGUCUUGGCUACAAGAGGCCUAUUGCUAUUCAGAGAUUUAUGCGAUGGCGUAUCGGAAAUUGGCCUGUUUAUGCAUUGUUCUUGGGUCUUGGGCAAAUCAUUGCAACAAACUCGGCGCAAAUCACUCUUUUAGUAGGCCAAAUCGGUGAAAAUGCGGUCAAGCUCUAUGUUAUUGCUGCUGUCUACUGUGUCUCCUCCAUUAUUUGGUGGUUCCUAUUUUACAGCUUCCCAUCCGUGAUAGUUCUCACUGUUCCGUGGUUCAUAUACGCCACGGCAUUCGUCAUCCUUGGUAUCUCACCGUUCGGCCUCUCGAUUGUUGGCCGUGCAUGGGCGCAGAAUAUUGCCGCAGGCGUCUAUGCUACUGCCUCAUCUAGCGGCUCCUUGUUCUUUGCGCUAAACUUCGGCGAUCAAGGCGCUGUCCCCGUGAAAGACUGGAUGUUUCGCGCUAGCUUUAUACAAGGUAUUCAACAGCUUUAUACAGUGGCCUUGUGGUUUUGGAGUUCUAGAGUCACCUCUGUGGAAGUUGGAGGCAUUUCAAAAGCUGCCUUAAAUACUUGGAAACUCACAGCUGUGGCGAUUCCUAUUGCCACAAUUUGUUUCACUGUGGGUGUCCUCCUUGUACUCGGCUUACCAAAAUACUACCGCCAAGCGCCGGGAAAGACCCCCUUCUUCGACACUUCGCUUUUCCGCCGACGCAUCGUUCUCUGGUUCUUCUUCAUGGUUAUCAUCCAAAACUGGUUCCUCUCCGCAGUGUUUGGUCGGAACUGGUCAUUCCUUUGGUCCUCUCAACACACCAAAUCGUGGCAGGUUCUCAUCUUGGUGAUCUUUUUCUUUAUCUUUAUUUGGACCCUUGCACUAUACAUCUUCCGUGUCUUGUCAAAAGAACAUAGCUGGAUCCUUCCUGUCUUCGGUCUGAGUCUCGGUGCACCACGCUGGGCGCAAACAUGGUGGGGAGUAUCUAACAUCGGAUACUAUCUGCCAUGGGCCGGGGGUCUGACUUCCGGGGCCCUUGUAUCGCGAUGUCUCUGGCUCUGGCUUGGCGUUCUUGCUGAGAUUCAACAAGUCGGUCUUGGGAUGAUUCUCUUGCAGACAUUAACAAGGGUUCACGUCUGCUUUGUCCUAUUGGCUGCACAAUCUCUUGGGUCCAUCGCUACAAUUUGUGCCCGUGCAUUUGCACCUAACAGACUUGGUCCAGCGGGUGUCUCUCCCGAUGUUGGAUCAUCGCUGCAUAAAGUUGGGAAUGCGUGGUUCUGGAUUGCCCUUUUCUUCCAGAUCCUAGCUAGCUUUGGUUUCCUUCUGUUUUACAGACGAGAGCAACUUCACAGGCCAUAA
This is a messenger RNA of Penicillium antarcticum, 7149 nucleotides long. RefSeq lists its product as uncharacterized. Gene Ontology annotation, cellular component: fungal-type cell wall. Lineage: Eukaryota; Fungi; Ascomycota; Eurotiomycetes; Eurotiales; Aspergillaceae. The transcript has 4 exons. Gene Ontology annotation, molecular function: alpha-1,3-glucan synthase activity. The record is from RefSeq and is a predicted model, not a curated record. Bases 1 to 7149 code for a protein of 2382 amino acids. Gene Ontology annotation, biological process: fungal-type cell wall (1->3)-alpha-glucan biosynthetic process.